Molecule: messenger RNA, 1462 nt
Organism: Paramuricea clavata
Lineage: Eukaryota; Metazoa; Cnidaria; Anthozoa; Malacalcyonacea; Plexauridae
Source: the annotation of a GenBank genome assembly
UGGCAAAUUGCUACCUUGAAAUCGAGUGUAUUAGGGUGCACUAAUGUCUACGACCAUACCACCCGGAAAACACCGGUUCUACAAGAAAUCGAUCAAAACAUUCCCAAAUUUCACAAAGAGCUACUAACUGUGUGGUACAAAUAUAAAGAACAUAUCGAACGAUCCAAUAUCCCAACACGACUAGCUGACAUAUUAAAUGAACCACUUUUCAAGAACCUCUAAUAACUGAUGGUGAAAACGAAACCUUGAUAUACAAAGACUGGAUAUCCGCUGGCGUAACGCGGAUUGGAGACAUUUGUUACGAGGCUGUGCCAGGAUUUGUUCCACUAAUCGCGAUUCAGGAAAUGCUUCAAGAGAAUGAGCAAAACCCCAACAAACAUAUCGAACAAACAGAACGAGAAUUUGGUAGAAUCAUCAAUGCCAUACCACAGAAUUGGGUAAAUAAAAUAAAUCGAACUCACUCAACCCAAGCUGAGCGAAAACAAACACCCCAAACAAGUUUUCAAACAAUACCCACAGGAUCGGGACAAACAGCGAAGAAUAUCGUCCAACUGAACACUCGAGACUUUUACGAGCAACUACGAAGCGACAAGAAUACAAAGAUACCAGCGCUAGACUACUGGAGACAAAACCUUCAACCACCUCCCACGUUAGACCAACAGCAUUGGAAAACCAUCUACAGCAACCUGAUCACAAACAAACAGGGCGACGUUAACUGGAAAGUAACGCUGAGAAUCCUUCCCACAGCACAGGGAUUGCACAGAAUGAGAGUGUACCAUACAAACUUGUGUCACCAUUGCAACGAAAUAGAAACAAUUGAGCACGUCCUUGUACAAUGUGCUAACGCCACAAGGUUCUGGACAUUCGUCACACCUUACAUAGACACUAUUAGUGAACAGAAGUUACAGCUGACCAACUCAAUGAAACUACUUGGCAUCACAGAGCUACAAAAAGACGGACUAAACCAAGUCAAACGCCAACUGGUAAACUGGUUACUAACAACAGCACGGUGUGCUCUACACAAAUCUGCCGUAGACUAUAGGGUGCGAGCGGAAAUUGUACCGCCUCGAUCACUCUUCGUCGCAGCCGCAAAAAGCCACAUAAUGUACGAAUACAAACGUGCAAUCCAACGACGCCAACUGCAACAAUUUGAAGACCAAUGGUGCACUAACGAGGCGCUCGCAAGAGUUGUAAAUGAAGAACUGUUAAUGAAACUAUGAAGAAAAUCAACACAAAAAACAUUCAGUUAAUUGAAACAAAUGAAAACACGGAAAAACUAAACAUAAACUAGAUUAUGAAAUCAAACAAAUUGUACAAAUGUAAAUAAAGUUAUUAAGAAAAAAAAAAAACAAAAAACCGGUUCUCGUCUGAUCACCGAAGUUAAGCCUGGUCGGGCGAAGUUAGUACUUGGAUGGGUGACCGCCUGGGAAUACUUCGUGUUGUAGACUUUCACUUUUGCUAG